AUGGCGCAAGCUGAUAUUAGCAGGGUCGCCGCCGCCGCAGCCUGCCGCAGCGAGUGGCAGAUCGUUCUUUGCAGCGACAUCCCGGUGAACGCCACCAAGCGCCUCGCCGCCUGCUGCAGCGCAAACAGGCCGCUGCCGGCGGCCGCGGCGGCGAUGGUCUAUGCGGCGGCGCUGCAGCAGAAGGGUGCGGCGCAAGAGGUGUCCCGCCCAGAUCUGGCGGUGAUGGAGGCGGGCGGGCCGUUCAGCGGUGCCAUCGACUGGCGCUUUGGCGAGUGCCUGACAGCUGCGUCGGCGGAUGUCCCAGUGUUUACACAAGACGAAGCUGGUGGCACGCAAGUGAAGGUUGUCUCGCAGCAGGUGCCGCCCCUGACUCGCGACCUGAUACGAGCUGUCAAGCGGAAAGCCCUGGAGCUUUCCACCCCCCCACACCGCAACCGCGUGGCGGCUCUGCAGAGCGGCGGCAGCGAGAGUAGCAGCGGCGACAGCGGGUCUGGCGCCAGCAAAGGGAAAUCCAGUGGCACUGGGGCGGCGCCCUUUGCGCAUCCUGGCGGCUACGCGGGUGCGGGAGAGCUUGGAACUCUGCAGUGGAGGCUGGAGCAGCAGGCGCCCCUUCAGGCGGCGGCUCGCGACAGUCUGUUGACGGGCCGUUGGGUGCCGCGCAACGUGAAGGGCAGCAGCGGCUGGCACCCGCCAACAGACACGCCGGCGGAGGGCUACGGCGGCCCUUAUCCGAUGGAGGUGCUGCGUGUGGACAUUGGCGGCAUCAUUGCCAACACCUCCACCUGCCCGGCCGCCUACCCCACUGGCGCGCCCCUGGCUCAGUGCGGCCACACUGCAUUUGUCGAGCUUGAUGGAACCAUGGCGUACAAAUCAGCGCUCGCCUACGUCGCGACCGGCGAUGCACGGCACGCCGCCCAGGCAGCCGCCAUUCUCACAGCUUGGAGCACCAAAAAUCGUGAAUUUGGGGUGAAGACGACCAAUGGGCCGCUCGAGGCGGCGUGGGGCUGCGCGGCAAUGUCCAGGGCGAUGGAGGUGCUGCGCGCGUCGUGGCCAGGGUUCCGGCAGUCGGACCUGAGCGCGUUUGUGGCGUGGGCGAACGCGCGGCUCAUGCCAAACGUCGACUAUUUUGCAUAUGUCAUGUCGGCCUACCCAAAGGGCUCGGACACGCGCAAGCUGAUGUACGGCAACUGGCAUGCCGCCUGCGCCGACUGCAUGGUCGCGCUUGGUGUGCUGUCGGACGACAGGGCGCGGUACGACAAGGGCGUCGAGCUGUACCGCGCCACAGUGAACUCCUACCUCAAGUGGGGCCGCGGCGAAUACGCGGCCGGACGGAUUCUUGGGGAAUCCACUGAGACUUUCAGAGACAUAUACCACACGCUGUUUGGCCUGGGCAGCCUGGUGCAGGCGGCCGAGGCAGCGUGGGCGCAAGAUACGGACGAGUACGGGGCGAACGGCUACGCUCUGGCAUCGGCGCUGGAGUUGCACGCGCGCAUCGUGAACGCGUGGGACAAGCGCGACGCGUCCAUGCUGCCCGGCGGCUUCAAGCUCUUCUCGUCAAUGCCCGCCGCGCCUGCGGGGUGCGCGUGGCGGUGGGGGCCGGAGACGCAGCGGUGGGCGUCUUUCAACGCGACGAGCGGGGCCAAGUGCUCCGACCUGGCGGGCGGGGCCAAGUACGUCCUUGGUGCCAAGUGA
Monoraphidium neglectum is the source of this 1692-nucleotide messenger RNA. RefSeq lists its product as hypothetical. Gene Ontology annotation, molecular function: lyase activity. Gene Ontology annotation, cellular component: periplasmic space. The transcript has 7 exons. Lineage: Eukaryota; Viridiplantae; Chlorophyta; Chlorophyceae; Sphaeropleales; Selenastraceae. Bases 1 to 1692 code for a protein of 563 amino acids. The record is from RefSeq and is a predicted model, not a curated record.